AGUUGCCGGCAGAGAGACUGUUUUCCAAUAGUCAACUUGUUCCCUUCAUACAAAACAUGAUUCUCCCAAAUUUGUUCAAGAUUCCGAUUACACUCUAACGAUCAUCACUCUUUGGGGAAGGGAAAUGUCAUCGGCAUCGUUGGCUACCCAUCUCAUAGCCUCCCUCUUCCUCUGCCCUCUCGGCCUCCGCCGCCUCCUCUUCUCCUCCUCUCUCUACCUCAACAACCCCUCCCUCUUCCGAUCAAGAACAUGGUAUCUCUCCGAAUCCAAGUGGAAAAACCUCGACAUCUACUCCCUCUUAAUACUCCUCCCAAUUGCCUCAUUCUCCCACACCGUCUUCUUCCUCGCAUUUUCAGAAACCCCAGCCCACAAAUUCUCAUUCUUGCAGCAGUCCGUCGUCGUUUCCCUCUUCUGGGCCAUCUUGAUUCUGAUCUAUGUCAAAGAAAGUUUCGAUCUUUUCUCUGUACCCGACAAUCUUGUAUUCGCAUUCGCUGCAAUUGCAUUUCUGAUUGAUUUUUACAUGACUGGGACUGGGCUUGUUGGGGUUGGCGGUUGGGUGUAUCGAAUUCUAGGAUAUUUGACUGUUCUUUGCGCUGUGUGUUGUGUGCAUUUGUCGGUUAGGCCGGAGGCUUUUUUUGCGGAGUUUUUGCUGUCGUGUGGGCUUCUUUUGAAGGGGAGUUGGGUGAUGCAAGUAGGCCUUUCGUUGUAUACUGAUGCGUUUGGUUUGAAGGGAUGUGGUAAGAUUGGUAGAGGGGAGGCUGAUGUCAAGUGUGAGCUUGAUGAUGAUGUUUGGAGGGGUGUGGCAUUGAUUAAUUUGGUGUUUGUUGGGCAUGUGGUUGUGGUUAUGGCGAUCGGCUUCGUGUCGUUUGGAUUGCUGCAUCGCAGGAAACGUGGCGAGGGGAGUGUGCAAGGGUCUGAAAGCAUGCUUAUGCAUCAGCUUCCGGAAAUUGAGAUUGAAUGAAAGGUUUUGGGUCUUUUGCUGUUUUGGUUACAUUGAGCCGUUUUAAGUUUCUUAGCUAUUGGUGGUUGCAUUUUAUUGAUGUCAGAAAGAGGUUCUAGGCAUCAGAUCUUGCAGGGGGGAGAUGAAGUUAGGGCUGCCUUAACAG
Salvia splendens (bonfire salvia) is the source of this 1106-nucleotide messenger RNA. RefSeq lists its product as uncharacterized. The record is from RefSeq and is a predicted model, not a curated record. The transcript has 2 exons. Bases 125 to 961 code for a protein of 278 amino acids. Lineage: Eukaryota; Viridiplantae; Streptophyta; Magnoliopsida; Lamiales; Lamiaceae.